GGCCAAUGAAAGGCGGGCCCUCAUGUGGGGGCUGCGCUGUAUAAAAACCAAGCGCUGCUGUAAUAUCAUCUCGUUUCUCCCAGCCGGAAAGCAGAGUAACACGCUGAGGACACCAUGUCUAUCAAAAAGAUCCAUGGAAGAGAAGUAUUUGACUCCCGUGGGAACCCGACUGUGGAGGUUGAUCUGUACACAAAUAAAGGACUCUUCCGUGCUGCUGUCCCCAGUGGCGCUUCCACUGGUAUCUAUGAGGCACUUGAGCUUCGGGACAAUGACAAAACUCGCUACUUGGGGAAGGGUGUCUCUAAGGCCGUUGAGCACAUCAAUAAAACCAUUGCACCAGCACUGGUUGGAAAGAAUUUAAAUGUUGUGGAUCAAGAAAAGAUUGACAAACUCAUGCUGGAAAUGGAUGGUACUGAGAACAAGUCAAAGUUUGGUGCGAAUGCCAUACUUGGAGUCUCUCUGGCAGUGUGCAAGGCUGGCGCUGCUGAAAAAGGAGUCCCCUUGUACCGUCAUAUUGCUGACUUGGCUGGGAACGCUGAAGUCAUCCUUCCUGUUCCGGCAUUUAAUGUGAUUAAUGGCGGAUCUCAUGCUGGUAACAAGCUGGCUAUGCAGGAGUUCAUGAUCCUCCCAGUGGGUGCCUCUUCAUUUAAGGAUGCUAUGCGCAUUGGCGCUGAAGUUUACCACAACUUAAAGAAUGUUAUCAAGGCUAAAUACGGGCAGGAUGCCACAAACGUUGGUGAUGAAGGUGGAUUUGCGCCUAACAUUCUUGAGAAUAAGGAAGCUCUGGAACUGCUGAAGACUGCCAUUAGCAAGGCUGGAUACACUGAUAAGAUUGUGAUUGGGAUGGAUGUUGCGGCUUCUGAGUUUUACCGUGAUGGAAAGUAUGACCUGGACUUCAAGUCACCAGAUGACCCCAGUAGAUACAUCUCUCCUGACAAGCUGGCUGAACUGUACAUGAGCUUUGUUAAAGAUUACCCAGUUGUGUCCAUUGAAGAUCCAUUUGACCAGGAUGACUGGUGUGCAUGGUCAAAGUUUACUAGCUCUGCAGGCAUCCAGGUAGUAGGUGAUGACCUGACUGUGACCAACCCCAAGAGAAUUGAGAAGGCUGUGGAAGAGAAGGCCUGCAACUGUCUACUACUAAAAGUUAACCAGAUUGGCAGUGUGACCGAAUCGCUGCAGGCAUGCAAACUGGCUCAAACCAAUGGCUGGGGAGUAAUGGUCAGCCAUCGAUCUGGAGAGACUGAGGACACUUUCAUUGCUGACCUGGUGGUUGGACUUUGUACUGGACAGAUCAAGACUGGUGCUCCAUGUAGAUCUGAGCGUCUUGCAAAGUACAACCAACUGCUCAGAAUUGAGGAGGAGCUGGGAUCCAAGGCUCGUUUUGCCGGCAGAAACUUCAGGAAGCCGAUCAUCAACUAAGAAUACACACUGCAAUUAACCAUUUUAAUGUAGUCACUGUACAACUAGAGGAGUCUGCAGGCGAUCACCUAAACCCUUCACUGCUGUAGAGGCCUGUCUUACCACAACCCCCUGCAGCACUUACUGUAUGGUGUCCUGGGCCCCAUUGUAAUCCUGCAGUUUCUGACCUUCCAGUCCCAGGAGCUUUGCUGCUUAUUAGGAUGAUUCCUUCUUUGUGUCACUCUCAGUGCCUGCAUGUUGUCUGUUUUUCUAUUGUGGCUGUGGUCCUGAUCACUUCAACUUUGUUUACUAGGUGUAUGUCACAUUUGUCAGGAGAGUAGGAAGCGGUUUGGGGAGUCCAGAUACUAUAUAGUUAUUAUGUAGUUCUGCAAAAGAGUAAAACUUUAACUCUGACAAUUACUUUUGUGUUUUCUAGCUUUAUGCAUUAUACUGUUCCAAUAGCGCAACACCUCAGACUGUGGCAUACUGUGCUUGAUGCAAGCUGUAUCUGUUUAGAAUUGGAAUGAAAUAAUCUUGCUUUAAGAACUAAAUGUGUUCCAGCUUGCAGAAGUUAACAUAUAAUACACUGAAUAAAAAACACAUUACAGGUG
Pseudophryne corroboree (corroboree frog) is the source of this 2009-nucleotide messenger RNA. RefSeq names its product enolase 1 (gene ENO1). NCBI's taxonomy places the organism in Eukaryota, Metazoa, Chordata, Amphibia, Anura, Myobatrachidae. Gene Ontology annotation, molecular function: phosphopyruvate hydratase activity; magnesium ion binding. Gene Ontology annotation, biological process: glycolytic process. The coding region runs from base 115 to 1419 and encodes 434 amino acids. The transcript is spliced from 12 exons. The record is from RefSeq and is a predicted model, not a curated record. Gene Ontology annotation, cellular component: phosphopyruvate hydratase complex.